Prosopis cineraria is the source of this 1441-nucleotide messenger RNA. RefSeq names its product membrane protein of ER body-like protein. The transcript is spliced from 6 exons. The record is from RefSeq and is a predicted model, not a curated record. The coding region runs from base 33 to 1247 and encodes 404 amino acids. NCBI's taxonomy places the organism in Eukaryota, Viridiplantae, Streptophyta, Magnoliopsida, Fabales, Fabaceae.
CUGAACUUUGCUUUUGUUUUGUGCAGUGAAGAAUGGCAGAAGUAAUGAAGCAAUGGAAGGAGGAGGAGGAGGAAGCAGAGGUUGAAGAAGUUGGCUUAGUUAGACAACAAGCUCACAUGCUUGUCACCACCAUUGCUACUUCAAGCAUUGAUAUAAAAGCUACUGAGAAAACAAAUGAGUCUUCUGGGCUGAACGGAGGACAAGAAAUCUAUCAAACAGAAGUGAAUUCCGGUGACAUCGAGAAGAACAUAACUUUACAUCCUUCAGAUCCUAUAAUUUCUGUGGAUUCUACUUCUCUCGGCAAUGUGAGAACUGAAAGUGAGAGAGUUGGCAUAAUAACAGACAAUUUGCAGCUAGUGAAGGAACUAUAUUUGGAAAGUCUAUAUCAGAAGACACCAACACAAGGAUUCUAUUGUCCCAAUUGUAAGGCUUGUAUCCAGAAGGUCUUACUUUUGGAUACAGUGGGGGAAAAAACAAGUGUUCCUGCACAACCUCCUCCACCACCAUCGGAAAGAUUCAGAUGCCCAACUUGCUUCAGCUUCCUCAUCUCAAUAGGUAGUUUGCUCUUUCCUUGCUUGGGACCAGGCAAUGACGUACCAAUUAUUCGAGGAAGCAGUAAGACAUGGGAUAUUCUGAAAAGUAUUGUGUAUGGUGGUCUGGUUGAAUCUAUUGCAAGCCUUAGUGUUGUGGCAUCUUCAGCAAGUGCAGAUGCUGCCACAUUGAGCAUUAUAGCUCUGUCUCUUGCAAACCUGAUUGGAGGACUCUUCAUCCUUGUUCAUCAUAUCUGGGACCUGAAAGCCGAGGAACCAAGUACAAAUGAAGUUGUGGAUCGAUACUAUCUUUCCCUGGGGAAGAGGGAAAAUUUCUAUCUUCAUCUGUGCAUAGCCAUAUUAUCAUUCAUCAUAUUUGGGGUAGUGCCACCAUUAGCGUAUGGCUUGACCUUCUACGAGGUCAACAACAAGAAUGUGGCGCUUGCAGCGGUUGCCGGAGCGGCUGUAAUAUGCAUCACUCUUCUGGCCAUCACAAAAACUUACAUCCAGAGGCCAAAUACUUAUCUACCAUAUCUCAAAACAGUGCUUUACUAUCUCAGCACUGGAGCUUUGACCUCUGUAAUUUCUUACUUGGCUGGUGUUCUUAUUAGGGAACUUUUGGAGAAGCUUGGAAUUGGCUCUGAGAGCUCAUCAGGUUUUACCCUGAUGCUACCCGAGAUGAGUGUAAUUGAGAAGCCUAGAUUUGGAUCCUACUGAUAAGCAUUGUGUUUCAUAGAUAGAGAUUAAUUGUAAUCUGGGACAAUGAGCGAGCUUAGGUUUUGAUUAUGGUUUUAAGUCUUUUAGGCUAAGAUUUAUGUUGUGGCAGUUAGAUUAGAUUGUGCCUUUAUUUGCAUUGAGCUAAUUAAGAUUGUUACUCUUUGAUUAUUGAAUUAAAAAUUAAGCCUUGAGAA